UAGGCACCUGACUUGUUCAGCUGGACAGUGCAGUUGCUCUCAUUGGAGUUGUAUGGAUGCCACCAUGUUUGUGCUUAGUUCCAAACGAUGCAAUCGUCCAAAAUUUGAUUUGCUUCUACUAAUUAUCCUUGCUCUUGGCUUACACACAGUGGAGGGAGUGUGGCCACUACCGCAGGCUUUCACCACCUCACUCGAGCGAUACCCUCUGAACUCGCAGGCUUUCUACUUUGGAUACGGAAGACAAUCAGCUGCACAGCCCGGCUGUUCUGUAUUGGAUACUGCAUUCAAGAGAUAUUUUUCUCUCAUAUUUCCUGACUACACUUCUGGUAAUGGUCCUCUGCGAUUCCAUCAGAAUAAACCAUUUACUGUUGAGAUCAGUGUUGACCAUGAUGAUUGUGAGAGUUACCCCAACGAGGACUCUUCUGAGAGAUACAAUCUGAGUGUAUCAGCGGGAAAAGCAACUCUGAAUGCAGAAACUGUGUGGGGUGCAGUAAGAGGUCUGGAAUCCUUCAGUCAGCUGGUGUAUCAAGAUGAAUUUGGCUCAUAUUUUGUUAACAAGACUGAGAUUGAGGACUUCCCCCGGUUUCAGUUCAGGGGGAUUUUAUUGGACACUUCACGUCACUAUUUACCUGUGCCGGCCAUUUUGGAAACUCUGGAUGCAAUGGCCUACAGCAAGUUCAAUGUGUUUCAUUGGCACAUUGUUGAUGACCCCUCCUUCCCUUACCAGAGCAGCACAUUUCCUGAUCUUUCCAAUAAGGGGGCUUUUCAUCCGAUGACUCACAUCUACACACAGUCAGAUGUGAGAAGGGUGAUCUCUCAUGCCAGGCUUUGGGGAAUAAGGGUCAUUCCUGAAUUUGAUUCACCCGGCCACACCCAAUCCUGGGGAAAAGGGCAGCCUGAUCUGUUGACCCCCUGCUACAGCGGUAGCACUCCUUCAGGAACUUUUGGCCCUGUUAACCCGGUGCUACCCUCCACCUACCAGUUCAUGACUAAACUAUUUAAGGAAGUGUCAUCUGUGUUUCCGGAUUCCUAUAUUCACCUAGGAGGGGAUGAGGUGGGGUUUACGUGCUGGAGAUCCAACCCUGAUGUCCGAGCAUUCAUGCACAAGAUGGGAUUUGGAGCGAACUUCGCCAAACUGGAAGCAUUCUACAUAGAGAGCAUUGUAAACAUCACGUCAGCUCUCAACAAGACAUCUAUUGUGUGGCAGGAUGUGUUUGACUACCAUGAACGAAUCCCUAAGGACACAGUGCUGCACAUCUGGAAGGGCACACCAGCUAACUAUAAGGAAGAGCUAAGCAGGAUGACCAAAGCUGGCAUGAGAGUCGUUCUAGCUGCCCCGUGGUACAUCAACCACAUUGCCUAUGGCCAGGACUGGCGCAACUCCUAUACCGUGCAGCCACAAAACUUUUCUGGCACUGAUGAACAGAAGAAGCUGGUGAUAGGGGGUGAGGUCGCCAUGUGGGGGGAGUAUGUUGACGCCACCAAUCUCACUCCACGUCUUUGGCCAAGGGCAAGCGCUGGAGCAGAGAGAUUGUGGAGUGAUGAGAAGCAGACCUCAAGUGUAGACAAGGCGUUUCCUCGCUUGCAGGACUUUCGCUGCAUGCUCGUGAGGCGUGGCAUCCGGGCAGAGCCUCUGUAUGUCGGACACUGCAAACACGAGUACCAAGGUAUUUGAAGAUUCCGGAUGGAUUUCAAUCCCAAGGUCCUGCUGGCUAAUCUCUUAACUAAUCAAGUUAAAAUGUGCCUUCUUUUAAAGUGGUGUUACAUCUUUAAUACAUUUUGGAUGCAUUGAUUCUUUCUCAGGGAAUUUUUUAUUAUCUAUAUUUUGUAAUCCUCAUUUUCACUCUUCAAAGUGCGGCACUCUAAUUUUAAAUUGAAAUUGAUGAAUGCUGUAUAUAGUAUAGAAUGUUGCUGCAGUUUGUACUAUUUCACUGAACUUAAUAAAAUGAUGUAGCUCUGAA
Messenger RNA from Eleginops maclovinus (Patagonian blennie), 1961 nucleotides. It is a transcript of the gene hexa, whose product is annotated as hexosaminidase A (alpha polypeptide). The coding region runs from base 53 to 1675 and encodes 540 amino acids. The record is from RefSeq and is a predicted model, not a curated record. Gene Ontology annotation, biological process: glycosaminoglycan metabolic process; ganglioside catabolic process; carbohydrate metabolic process. Gene Ontology annotation, molecular function: beta-N-acetylhexosaminidase activity. The transcript has 14 exons. NCBI's taxonomy places the organism in Eukaryota, Metazoa, Chordata, Actinopteri, Perciformes, Eleginopidae. Gene Ontology annotation, cellular component: lysosome; membrane.